This is a messenger RNA of Cicer arietinum (chickpea), 2076 nucleotides long. Its product is annotated as interactor of constitutive active ROPs 4. The record is from RefSeq and is a predicted model, not a curated record. Lineage: Eukaryota; Viridiplantae; Streptophyta; Magnoliopsida; Fabales; Fabaceae.
CUAGUCAUGGUUGAAGUGAUUUGGCUCCUAUAUGAUAGUUUGGGUUCAUGCGGACCCGAAUUCCCUGCAGUAAAAGUUCCACGCCGUUACACGCAGUAAUGAAUCUUUGUCAUUGGUUUUAUAUCAGACGGCUCAAAUUAUACAAUUAGUAAACUAAUUUUAAACAAUCUCGACCUUUGAUUUUGAUCAGACAACCGAGAUUUGUAAUUGUGUGACACAGUUACAACAGGAAAUCUAUUUCCGAGUUCAAAGGCUAUAAAUACACAUACCUACUGGUUUUUUCCUUUGUCCUUCUAUCUCUUACCUAAUUAUGGUUUUGAGGAGGUUGAGACCACAUGGGGGAAUUUAAGAGCCUAAAUUGACAUUAAAUUGAAAAGGGUCCAUUUGCUUAAUUUUGUGCUUGGAAAAAACUUAACUGAAAUAUAUAAGGAAUAUAGCAUUUUCAUUUUGUCUCAAGUAGUGAUAUUCUCCUAUAGCUACUACAUCCUUAGAAGUUCUGUUCUAUCACUUUCUAUCAUCAAUUCAAGUAUAUCAAAUGCCAAGAUCAAGGGGAUCUGAUUUGCCUCAGAGGCAAUCUCCAAGAGGAACUCAUCAGAUUAGGACAUCAAGUUCCGACUCAGAUCCAUUGCAUCAUCGACCAAUUACCGACCGAAGUCCAAAGCUAGGAGACCGACGUUCACCGAGAGGUACUACUCAAUCCGAGACAGUAAACCAGAAGAAGCUAGGAACUCGCAUCGCCGAUUUGGAAUCGCAGCUCGGUCAAGCACAACAAGAGUUGAAGAAUUUGAAGGACCAGUUAUCUUCUGCAGAAGCUGAAAAGAAGAAAGCUGAGACUGAACUAGUGAAGAAAAGCAUUUCAAAGAAUGUUCAAGAAUGUAAUAAAAAAGCUGAAAUUGAUGUUGUUUUACCUGAUGAUAAUCAACUAGAGACUGAUGUUUUCGAAGUUCCGAUCGAAAAGUUGGCAAUUGAAUUCAGAAAACCUGAAGAACAAUUGCAAAAGGAAACUCAAAUUGUAGCAGCAAUAUCAAUAUCAGAGCCAGAGAAGCCUAAUGUGGAUGAACUUGCACUGAAAAACGACGAAAUAGCGUUGUUGAAGUCAAGUUUGGAAGAGAAAAAGAAGGAAUUUGAGUCAAUGAGUAAUGAAAAUGAUAAUCUGAAGAAUCAACUGAAUGAAGCAGUUUCAAAAGUAACAGUUUUUGAAACAAAGGAUGAAGAAAUGACAUUGAAAUUGAAGCAAUUGUGUGAAGAAUUUGAAGUAAGUAAAGGGAAUGAAGAAAAGUUGAAUGAGAAAUUGAAGUUUUUGGAAGGAGAAAAAGAAGGUUUAGAAUCAGAAAUGAAGAAAUUAAGGGUGCAGACAGAACAGUGGAGAAAAGCAGCAGAUGCUGCAGCUGCAGUUCUUGCAGGAGAAAUGGAUAUGAAUGGUUCUAGGGUUCCUGAAAGGUGUGGUUCAAUGGAUAAACAUUUUGGUGGAGCAUUUGAGACACCUGGUGGUGUUGGAAGGUACAAUGGAUAUGUUGUAGGUUCUCCUGGUAUGGAUAAUGAUUUGGAUGAUGGUUUUGGAGGUGGAAAAAAGAAGGGUUCUGGGAUUAGAAUGUUUGGUGAUUUAUGGAAAAAGAAAGGUCAAAAGUGAUUUAUGUAGCGUGUUUGGAUUGUCUGUGAAUUUGGCAGAAUCACGAUCUUCUGUGAGAAGCACUAUGUGCUAGCUUUAAAUUGUUGCGCGGUCAUACCUUCGAGAUGAAAAUUUAUAAAUACACUAUUAGUGAAUUAUUAGUAUUUUUGAACUAUGGUUAUGUUUAGGUGGUAGAGUUUUGCAAGAAAAAAAAGAAACAGUUGCUUACUGUGUUUUGCAUGAUUCUUGUGGUAUCUUGUUUAGUUGUUUUCAGUUGUAUAAUGUUUUGCAUGAUCAGUGCAAGAUAGUGAUGUGAACUUUUGAAAGACGGUUUAUGUUUGAGAUGAAGGGGUUUUAAGCAAAUUUUCUAUCUGUAUUCCUUUGGAGUAAUGUCUGUAACAUAUACGUAAGGUUUUGUUCACUUGUAAAAUCAUUCUAAAAUUCAGCUUUCAUAUAAUACUUUUAAA